ACAAUGAUAAGGAUUGUGGAAGUUUGGGUCACCUUGGUGACAGUCUCCUUGCUUGCCAAGGAGGUUUUUGGAGGAUACGGUCUGAGCAUGUUCGCGGCACAGUCGUCCCCGCCGGACCCGUGCUACGACGAGAACGGCAACCCGCGGAGGUGCAUCCCCGACUUCGUCAACUCCGCGUUCGGCAAGGACGUGCGCGUAUCCGGCACCUGCGGCACCCCCGCCGCCAGGUACUGCGUGGUGGCCGAGAAGGGCGACGAGAGGACGAGGGACUGUCACACGUGCGACGCCGGCGACCCGAAGAAGUCCCAUCCCCCGGCGUAUCUCACAGACCUCAACAACCCGCACAACCUCACCUGCUGGCAGUCGGAGAACUACGUGCAGUACCCGCAGAACGUCACGCUCACCUUGUCGCUGGGCAAAAAGUUCGAGGUCACCUACGUGAGCCUGCAGUUCUGCUCGCCGCGACCCGAAUCCAUGGCGAUCUUCAAGUCCAUGGACUACGGCAAGACGUGGAUCCCCUUCCAGUUCUACUCCACGCAGUGCAAGAAGAUGUUCAACCGGCAGAACAAGGCGGCGAUCACGAAGCAGAACGAGCAGGAGGCGAUCUGCACCGACUCGCACACGGACAUGCACCCGCUGACGGGCGGCCUCAUCGCCUUCAGCACGCUGGACGGCAGGCCGUCGGCGCACGACUUCGACAACUCGCCGGUGCUGCAGGACUGGGUGACGGCCACCGACAUCAAGGUGGCCUUCAGCCGGCUGCACACGUUCGGCGACGAGAACGAGGACGACUCGGAGCUGGCGCGGGACUCGUACUUCUACGCCGUGUCGGACCUGCAGGUCGGCGGGCGGUGCAAGUGCAACGGCCACGCUUCCAAGUGCGUGAAGGACCGCGAGGGGAACCUGGUGUGCGAGUGCAAGCACAACACCGCCGGGCCGGAGUGCGACAGGUGCAAACCUUUCCACUACGACCGGCCCUGGCAGCGCGCCACGGCCAGGGAGGCGAACGAGUGUGUCGCUUGCCACUGUAACCUGCAUGCUCGCCGCUGUCGUUUCAACAUGGAGCUGUACAAGCUGUCCGGCCGGAGGAGCGGAGGAGUUUGUCUCAACUGUCGCCACAACACCGCAGGCCGCCAUUGCCACUACUGCAAGGAGGGCUACUACAGGGACAUGACCAAAGCCAUCUCUCACAGAAGGGCCUGCAAAGCAUGCGAUUGCCAUCCAGUGGGAGCAGCUGGGAAGACCUGCAACCAGACCACAGGCCAGUGUCCCUGCAAGGAUGGUGUGACAGGCAUCACCUGUAACCGCUGUGCCAAAGGCUACCAGCAGAGCCGCUCUCCAAUCGCCCCCUGCAUAAAGAUCCCGGUUGCGUCUCCUACAGCGACGUACACCAGCUCCGAGGAGCCCUCGGACUGUGAAUCUCACUGCAAAGCAUCCAAGGGAAAGAUGAAGGUCACCAUGAAGAAGUACUGUAAGAAAGACUAUGCCGUCCAAGUGCACGUUCUAAAAGGCGACAAGGCCGGCGAGUGGUGGAAGUUCACCGUCAACAUUAUAUCCGUCUACAAGCAAGGUGAGCACCGCAUCCGCCGCGGGGACCAGCUGCUAUGGGUGCGUGCCAAAGACGUGGCUUGCAAAUGCCCCAAGAUUAAGCCCGGGAGGAAAUACCUGCUGCUGGGCACGGACGACGACUCUCCCGGGCAGAGCGGUGUGGUGGCGGACAAGGGAAGCCUGCUCAUCCCGUGGAAGGACCUGUGGGGUCGCAGGCUCAGGAAGUUCCAACAGCGUGACAAGAGGGGGAAGUGCUAA
Molecule: messenger RNA, 1806 nt
Organism: Lampris incognitus (smalleye Pacific opah)
Lineage: Eukaryota; Metazoa; Chordata; Actinopteri; Lampriformes; Lampridae
Gene: ntn1b
Product: netrin 1b
Molecular function (GO): protein binding
Source: RefSeq, a predicted model, not a curated record